Messenger RNA from Rana temporaria (common frog), 1782 nucleotides. RefSeq names its product zinc finger protein 501-like. The transcript has 6 exons. The coding region runs from base 313 to 1566 and encodes 417 amino acids. Gene Ontology annotation, biological process: regulation of transcription by RNA polymerase II. NCBI's taxonomy places the organism in Eukaryota, Metazoa, Chordata, Amphibia, Anura, Ranidae. Gene Ontology annotation, molecular function: RNA polymerase II cis-regulatory region sequence-specific DNA binding; DNA-binding transcription factor activity. The record is from RefSeq and is a predicted model, not a curated record.
GUACAGUUCCUUAAAUACAACGAAUUUCGGUUUUUCAUAAGCCAUAUGUUCUUUGCUUUAAUGGAGGUAUGCUAUUAGGGUUAAAAAAUGUAAGAUUUGGAUGUGUGUUUUUGCUGUGGAAAAAGCUGGUGGCCAUUUUGUUGUAGCCCAGGGAAAAAGACAUGGAGGAGUACCAGUGAGAGCAGAAUGUUAGGCUGGAGAAUGGCUGCACAGAAACGAAGAGGUAAAAAUAUGUAGCAGCCAACCAGCUGGAUUUCUAGUCAUGGACAAAGAAAGCUUCUAGAUGGACACAAGGAUCUAUACAAGGACACCAUGAUGGAGGACCUCGAAGAGGACAACCUAAAUAUCAUUAAAGUUGAAGCUUUGAAUGAUGACGAAGAGAUGGACGAAAAGCCAUGUAGGGAGCAGGAAUGCCCCCCAGAGAUCAGCACAGAUCCCGGAGACACUCCAGAAAAUGUCACAUUGGCGAAGGACAGAAGACCUUUGAAGAUUAAAGAAGAGGAAAUCCCUUCAGAGAUCAGCACAGAUGGAUCCAUUAACAAAAACCCACCAGAAUGUCAAUGUCCUCCAUCAUCCCAGGUGUCCACACAGACAAGCUGGAGGAGCUCUCAGGUUUAUCAGGCUGCAGAUCUGCUUAAUAUUAAAAUCUUUGUCAAAGAGGAAGAGGAUGAAAUUCCCCCAGAGAUCAGCACUGAUGGCCAACAUCAAACCCAUACCUUGACCUCAAUGGACAAUGAAGAAGAAGACGCUUCCAAAUCCAUAAUAUCUCGUAACGCCCGUAAAGGCGAUGAACCGGCUUCCUGUUCUAAGUGUGGGAAGUGUUACAGCCGGAGGUCAAGCCUCCUCAGACACAUCCAGACUGUCCACCUGGGAGAGAAACCAUAUUCGUGUUCCGAAUGUGGCAAGUGCUUUGACCAGAACUCCAAUCUCAUUAAGCACCAGAGAGUUCACACGGGGGAGAAGCCGUACUCCUGUUCCAUCUGCGGGAAGCGCUUUGGAGAAAAGUCAAAUGUCGUCCUCCAUGAAAGGACCCACACAGGAGAGAAGCCAUAUUCCUGCUUUGAGUGCGGCAAAUGUUUUGCCCAGAAGGCUUCCUUGGACUCCCACCAAAGGACUCACACAGGCGAGAAGCCUUUUUCCUGUCUCGAAUGCGGCAAACAUUUUACCAACAAGAGAACGCUCAUUAGCCACCGUAGGAUUCACUCGGGUGAGAAGCCCUAUGAAUGUUCCAUAUGUGGGAAGUGCUUCACCGACAAGUCGGACAUGGUGAAGCAUAAGCGGAUCCAUACAGGUGACUAUCCCUAUAUGUGCUCUGAAUGCGGCAAAGGCUUCAUCGCCAGGUCCGUCUUCAUCAUUCAUGAAAAGAUGCACUCUGGAGAGAAGCCCUAUUCCUGCUCGGAGUGUGGGAAAGGUUUCACCAAGAAACAACAUCUCAUGGACCACAUGAGACUUCACACGGGGGAGAAACCAUUUUCCUGUCCGGACUGCGGCAAGUUCUUCAGGCAGAAGUCGGGGCUGGCCAAGCAUCGGAGGAAAAUGCACAGGAUAGAAGUGCCCAUUAUCUGAGAUGUCCGUCAAAACAAGAGUCCUGUCUUCAUGAAAGCAAUGGCUUGCAGGUCCAUAGAUUCCCCAAGUGGGUCUAAUUUAAAAAAAAAUUAAUUAAUGAUUACAGGCAGUCCCCGACUUACGAAUGACUCCUACCGUGCUUCCCCGAAAAUAAGACGUACUCCGAAAAUAAGCCGUAGCGGGAUUUCGACGCAAGAUCGAAAUAUAAGACAUCCC